This is a messenger RNA of Adineta steineri, 1140 nucleotides long. The record is from the annotation of a GenBank genome assembly. Lineage: Eukaryota; Metazoa; Rotifera; Eurotatoria; Adinetida; Adinetidae.
AUGUUGUCUAAAACUUUAUUAACACGAUUAUUUAAUAUUCAAUAUCCUAUCAUUCAGGCACCUAUGUCUCCAUUAACAACACCAGAGCUUGUUGCUAAUGUAUCGAAUGCAGGAGGUAUGGGUACAAUAGCAGCAGCAAGAAUGACAGGUGAACAAUUAAGAAAUGAAAUACAUAAAAUACGAACAUUAACUAAUAAACCAUUUGGUGUUAAUGUAUUUAUUCCACCAAAAGAUAUUGAAAUUUCAUCUCAAGCUAUUGAAUCCGUACGAAAACAAUUAAAAGAAUUAGUAAUAAAUAAAAAUUUGCACAAUUGUAAUAUAGAUAUUGCUUCACUUCCAGUCAAACCAAAUAAAGAUCUUUUUCCUGAACAAAUUGAAGUUAUUUUAAAUGAAAAAGUUUCUACACUUUCAUUUACAUUUGGAUAUUUACCAGAUAAUAUUAUAAAUAAAUGUAAACAAUUAAAUAUUCGUUUAAUUGGAACAGCAACCACAGCUAAAGAAGCUAUUUUCUUAAAAGAUAUUGGAUGUGAUGCUGUUUGUUUGCAAGGUUCAGAAGCUGGUGGUCAUCGAGGAAGUUUUCUUACAAGUGAUAUUGAUACUAUUGAACAAUCAACUAUUGGUUUACAAUCACUUCUUUCACAAACAACACAAUUUAUUGAUCCAACAUCAUAUCCAUUGAUUGCGGCUGGUGGAAUUAUGGAUGGUUAUGGUUUAAUUAAUGCAUUAACAUCAGGUGCAUCAGGUGUACAAAUGGGUACACGAUUUGUAACAGCUCAUGAAAGUGCAAAACUUGUUCCUGAAGCUCAUCGAAAUUUAUUACUCGAAGCUAAAAAUGAUGUGAAUAAGCUUUAUCCAACAGUUUUAACACGUGCUUAUACUGGUAAACCAGCUCGAGGUAUACGAACUGCUAUUACUGAUCAUUUCUGUCCUAAUGAAAAUAAGAAUAAUGUUAUAUUACCAUGGCAAUAUCAAUCACAACUUGUUUUACCACUAUGUAAAUUUGCUGCUGAAACAAAACAAACAGAUUUUAUGCAAUUAUGGGCAGGACAAAAUUAUGCACGAUGUGAAAAUCAAUCAGCAACUGCAAUUAUUCAACAAAUUAUUAAAGAAGCGAAUGAUAUAUUACAAUGUAAAAAUUAA